CAAAGCGCUCACAUGGAUGAUUAUUCAUGCCUGUAGGGAUGCCUAGAAUUAAUACUCUAUGGUUGAAUGGCUGAACCGUUACUGGGUAGAUGGGAAACAGUCUGGGUUUGAGGUCAGAAAUAAUGUGAUAAGAAGGAAGGAAAAAGGAGACAGACAGGAGAGAGAGAGAGCGAGAGAGAGAGAGAGAGAGAGAGAGAGGGAGGAAGAGAAAGAGAUGAAGGGACGCCAGCUGAGAUGAAAAAAAAUGAUUCGGAUCUCCUCCUGCCCCCUCACAUCUCUCUUGGGAGCGAGGAAAUACAGCAAACAGACGGAGGAGAUCGACAGAAAGACUGAGACGGGGAGAGAGAGAACAGUUUAAUGUGUCAGUGAUUACCACCCUGUCUUAGCCGAGACCAACAGCCUCCUCAACCACUGAGCCAGAGGAAAGAAAAACCAGUGGAGGGGGAAGAGAAAGAGGAGAAGAAGGGAGCAUGUUUCAGGGGUUGCCAGCGAAUCGUCUCCAUCCCUUUUUGAAAAGGCGAGAGAGGAAGAGAGGCGCUUAAAAACAGAGAGAGAAGAGCGAGAGAGCGACCGAGACAGGGAGGAGGGUUGGGAGAGGAAAAAAGGGAAGAGAAAUCAAUUAACUUCAAGACUUCCGAGGGACAUCAGGUUUUUUCUUUUUUCCUCUUACGUGAGCAAACCUGUUCCACGGAAUCAAGGCUUAUCUUCUUAAGUGAUUUUGAGUCUCCUCUGGCUCUUUGGCUUGCUCCGAUGUAAUUCAAGCGGGCACUGAGGCGCUGACAAGCGAGCAGAGAUUCUCUGAUGGACGCAGCACAGCUAGACAAAGUGAGGCUUCUCAGACCAAAGCUGACAUGGUGUCGACCCAGAUGGAUGAGAGGAGAGAAUGACGAGACAGAGCACUGGAGAAAACAGUGACACACACACAGCUCUUUCAGCAAAAGCAGGUACACAGAAGCGAACGCUGAGCAUCUAGUCACUUAUCUGUCGCUCGUUCUCAUCAAUAACACUCCAUCUCCAUCAGCUUUCUCAGCAUCCUAAGAACACGACAUGGUCAUCAGUCAGAAGUGUUGUUUUUUUCAUUAGCAUCAAUUCUUGUGCUAUACGCGGGAACAAAAAAGAAGUUUAGCAUUUAUUAUUCACUGUUCAUUUUUUUACAUUUUGCUCUUUGUAUGAGGGGACUGUUUACACCUAUUCUGUAAUUAUUACAGACAACUGUGAUCCAAUUGAAACAUGGUGUUUUCCCAUGUUUUUUUUCUCAGCAAAGAUGUAACUUGUACUUGAUUCGAACCUCUUUGAUGUUUUUAUAGCAUAUAACAUUAUAGUGUACAUGAAGAGUCCUGGCACAGUACAGCAUUCUGCUAUUUUGUACACAGCACGCUCUUGUCGCCAAAAUUACAAAAAGCCAUAACAUUUGCCAUACGACAGUGAUUUUGACUUUUGCAGACUGCUCAAAAGCCAUGUUUGAUCUGUCACCAAAACCAACACUAUAAUGAAGAUUUAUGUUUCGUGCCACCUGUGAGGUGUGCCAGUAAACCAUUCCAUAGGGGGGUUACGGAGAGAGAGGUACACAUUGACUCUUUGGAGAGCUGAGGUUUUGGGUAGGGGGAGGGGGGACAGGCAUUCAAAGAGACUUCCAGUCAGGUCCAGAGAGCCAAGAGGUGGGGGGGGGGGGGGAUCAGACGAGAAGAGACACACAAGGCAACAGAACGUCUGUCAGUGUUCCUGGACACGCACCGGAGACGGAGCUUUGGCGCAUCCUGUGACAUUGUGAAGGCACAGACGAGACACACGCAAGGCGAGACACACAUAAACACAUACGCACGCACGCACGCACGCACUCAGGAGGACGAGUGGACUUCAAACAGAGAGGGAGAAGGUGGAGCCUCCCCGCGUGAAGCUGAAGUCCCCUGCCUGACAUCCACACACGUCCCCUGGGCAACCAGGAGAGGGAGCAGAGGAGGACAGUCGUGAAAAAAAGAAAAACGAAGGAAUAGUAAACAAAAGAAAGAAAGAAAAAAAAAAGAAAAAGAAUAGGGGACCGAAAAAAGUGCGGAGAGGAACCUCCGAGGCGGAAGCCUCCAGUCUUCUCGGUGAGGGAUCCCCGUGGCGGAGACGUAGAGAGGGAGAGUCGGGGAGUAUUCCCCCUCUCUCUCUCGGCCCAACUGACCGCCAAGCUGGCAGACACCGCUAUGGCAUUCACCUUCGCGGCCUUCUGCUACAUGCUAACACUCGUGCUCUGCGCUGCGCUCAUCUUCUUCGUCAUAUGGCAGAUCAUUGCCUUUGACGAGCUCCGUACAGAUUUCAAGAAUCCCAUCGACCAGGGCAAUCCAACCAGAGCAAGGGAGCGAAUCCUCAAUAUUGAGAGAAUCUGCAACCUGCUGAGAAGGUUGGUGGUUCCAGAAUAUUCCAUUCAUGGGCUGUUCUGCUUGAUGUUCAUGUGUGCUGGAGAGUGGGUCACCCUGGGUCUGAACAUCCCCCUGCUCUUCUACCAUCUCUGGAGGUUUUUCCACCGGCCUGCUGACGGCUCCGAGGUGAUGUAUGAUCCAGUGAGCGUCAUGAACGCAGACAUCCUAAACUACUGCCAAAAAGAGUCCUGGUGCAAGCUAGGCUUCUACCUGCUCUCCUUCUUCUAUUAUCUUUACAGUAUGGUCUACGCUUUGGUAAGCUUCUAAAACCCAAAUCUGGAUUAAAACAACAACAAAAGCAAGGGAUGACGACAACAGCAACACCAUCAACAACAACCAUAACAACCACAACCACAACAACAACAACAACAACAUCAACAACAGCGGACAACAAAACUAAAGGUCCUGGAAGAGUAAUGCUGCAUACUCCUCUUCUUCAACUACCCAUUACGCCACCAAAAAGCCUGUUCAACUCCUCCUCAGAUCUCUCCAGUGGACAUGGACUGAAGAAAAUGAAG
Messenger RNA from Clupea harengus (Atlantic herring), 2923 nucleotides. RefSeq names its product cornichon family AMPA receptor auxiliary protein 2 (gene cnih2). Lineage: Eukaryota; Metazoa; Chordata; Actinopteri; Clupeiformes; Clupeidae. Gene Ontology annotation, biological process: vesicle-mediated transport. The record is from RefSeq and is a predicted model, not a curated record.